Messenger RNA from Aegilops tauschii subsp. strangulata, 1668 nucleotides. The record is from RefSeq and is a predicted model, not a curated record. Lineage: Eukaryota; Viridiplantae; Streptophyta; Magnoliopsida; Poales; Poaceae.
AUGAACUGCACCGCCGCCGCCGCCGGUUCCCGUCGCCACCACGCCGACGCCCCUCUCCUGGACCACGCCGAAGGCCGCCUCACCGUCCUCCUCGACACCGCUGGAGCUGCUCCGCCGUCGUCUCCGCCAUCAUCGCCGUCGUUCUGUCCUCCUCCCCAGGCCCCGUUGUCCCGAACCCUACGGCCCCUUGUGAGCCGCCACCCCCGCCCUCUCCACUCUCCUCUGCCCCGUUCCCGCCCGACGCCCGCCCUCCCCUGCUCACCGCACGACGCGCCGUCGCGCGCGCACGCGCCUGCGUCGGCCAAGCCCCGCCUUGCCCCCUCGUCGUGCUCACUCCCGCAGUCGCCCGCGAUCAGCUGCUGGCCGCGCGCGCGUCCGUGCCCGUCGGCGCUCACUGCCGUUGGCCGCCGCUCGCUCGCGCGCUCACACCCACCCCCCGCUCCGGCUAGCCGCUACCGCGUUCGCGUCCCCUGCCGCCUCCACCUCUGCUCUCCGCAGCCACGCGGCCCCGCCGACCACCGUUGCCCCGGCGCGCCUGCCCGCGCUGCUCCCCCUUGCUGGCCGCCGCCUAGCCCGCCUGCGGCCGCGCCCCGCUGCUCCCGCUGCCGACCAGUGCCCCGCCUCCGUCGCCUCUUCCCCCCCUCACGGCUCGGCUGCUUGCGCCCCGUGCCCCGUCCCUCUCCCCUGGCCUCUGCCGCAUCGCCGGCCGCUUCCGUCCGCCACUGCCGACCGCCGGCGCCGCCCUCCGUCGGGCGCGCCCUGCCUCCGCCAGCUCCUGGCCAUGAUCUGGAUAGGGGGGGUGGGGGACGAACUGCACCGCCGCCGCCGGUUCUGGUCGCCACCACGCCGGCGCCCCUCACCUGGACCUCGCCGGAGGCCGCCUCACCGUCCUCCUCGACACCGCUGGAGCUGCCCCGCCGUCGUCUCCGCCAUCAUCGCCGUCGUCUCCGUCCUCCUCCCCAAGCCCCGUUGCCCCGAACCCUACGCCCCCCUGUGAGCCGCCACCCCCCUCUCCACUCUCCUCUGCCUUGUUCCCGCCCGACGCGCGCCCUCCCCUGCUCACCGCACGAUGCGCCGUCGCGCGCGCACGCGCCUGCGUCGGCCAAGCCCCGCCUUGCCCCCUCGUCGUGCUCACUCCCGCAGUCGCCCGCGAUCAGCUGCUGGCCGCGCGCGCGUCCGUGCCCGUCGGCGCUCACUGCCGUUGGCCGCCGCUCGCUCGCGCGCUCACACCCACCCCCCGCUCCGGCUAGCCGCUACCGCGUUCGCGUCCCCUGCCGCCUCCACCUCUGCUCUCCGCAGCCACGCGGCCCCGCCGACCACCGUUGCCCCGGCGCGCCUGCCCCGCGCUGCUCCCCCUUGCUGGCCGCCGCCAAGCCCGCCUGUGGCCGCGCCCCGCUGCUCCCGCUGCCGACCAGCGCCCCGCGUCCGUCGCCUCUUCCCCUCGCUCCUCGGCUGUUCGCGCCCCGUGCCCCGUCCCUCUCCCCUGGCCUCUGCAGCAUCGCCGGCCGCUUCCGUCCGCCACUGUCGACCGCCGGCGUCGCGCUCCGCCGGGCGGGCCCUGCCUCCGCCAGCUCCUGGCCAUGGUCGCCGGCGUCCGCGCCCGAAACCUGCGCCGGCACGGCCUCGCCUCGCUACCAGGGCGGGCGGCGGUUGCGCCCGCGCUCGUAA